This is a messenger RNA of Procambarus clarkii (red swamp crayfish), 699 nucleotides long. NCBI's taxonomy places the organism in Eukaryota, Metazoa, Arthropoda, Malacostraca, Decapoda, Cambaridae. The record is from RefSeq and is a predicted model, not a curated record.
AUGGAUGAGUCUGGCAGGAACCCAGACUUGCCUGAAGGUUAUGGAGAAGGGGUCCCGCCUUGGCUCAUAGGUCAUGAUGGAGGAUAUGAGGCAGGGUCAGGUGUGAAACGCAGGUAUGCAGAGGUUGUUCCCCCGGGGUCACAUGACCCACGAAUCAAGCGAGCCAGGCAGGGAGUGGUGGGCUCAGUGUCCAGUGCUCUCACAAAGAAGCUCGCACGCAUGAAGACCAAGCUUCAGAAGGUGGAGAAGAACCCACGGAAGAAAGAACACCGGCACAACCACGAAGAACAACGGCGGGCAGAAGUGAAGCAGCAUGGACAAGAAAAAGAGAAAAAGCGAACCUCCCCCGGGGGAGUCGUCAUCGGUCAUGCAGGAACCUCCCCCGGGGGAGUCGUCAUCGGUCAUGCAGGAACCUCCCCGGGGGAGUCGUCAUCGGUCAUGCAGGAACCUCCCCCGGGGGAGUCGACAUCGAGACUUAAGAGACCCACAACACAGAGACUUAAGACACCCCCAACACAGAGACUUAUGAGACCCCCAACACAGAGACUUAAGAGACCCCCAACACAGAGACUUAAGACACCCCCAACACAGAGACUUAUGAGACCCCCAACACAGAGACUUAAGAGACCCCCAACACAGAGACUUAAGAGACCCCCAACACAGAGACUUAAGAGACCCCCAACACAGAGACUUAAUUAA